UACUACAAAUUAUUGGGACAUGUGAAAAGCAUUGAUAAUUGUCAGAUGAUUAUGCAUUAUCUUCCUCAUGGAUACGCUUGAUUACAGACAGUUUUAGGCAUUCUGGAUGGGCACCUUCAUGUAAUGUUUUGUUUAUUAUUUUUGUUAAAGACAUUAUUUUCUCUUUUGUCAUGUGUUUAACAACACAAUUAGAAAAGGCAUAUUAGUCUUUAGGUCGAGAAUGAAUGAGUUUGGCUAUUAAUAUUAUGAAAAGCAUAGUUGCUACUCACCAUAUAUGCCGAGUCACAGAUAGGCGCAACAAAAAGACUGUCACAAAAUAAUAUUUCGGCCAACAAGGCCUUCGUCAAAAAUAGGCAACAGAAACACACGCACACUGAUGCAAACGAAAUGCACACACACAUGAUCACAGUCUCUGACAGCUGAAGCCAGAGACAGUUUGGCUUAGCUGCCCGAGAAUGUGGUCAUGUGUUUGUGAGAGUUGUGUUUGCAUCAGUGAGUGUGUGUGUCUGUUGCCUAUUUUUGACAAAAUUCUUGUUGGCUGAAAGCUUAUUUUGUGAGAGCCUUGUUGUUGUGCCUACCUGCAACUCAGCAUCUCCACUAUACGGUGAGUAGCAACAAUCCUUUUCUUAAUAUUGUUACAUUCCAUCCUGGAUUUUCCAUUGUUUGAGUUUCGCAAUUGCUUCACUGAUCUUACAUAACAUGUAUUGAGCUAAGGUACCAGCUAUGAGUGAGAAGGACCUCAGUGUUUAGGAAGAAAUGUAUUAGAUGUAUGCUGAAGGUGAAAAAACUGCUACGGAAACUUUAGUAGUUGUGGCCCUUGUGCAUUUGCUAUGGUUCAACUAACAUGAAAUGAUGGAAGACAGAAAAUCACUGCAGGGAAUGUAUUUUUUCAGUGUUCACUGUUGUCCUGUAUUUAUUUUCCAAAAAUGGAGAUGAAAUAUCACAGGCAGGCUUACAACACAUUCUGAGUAAUGAAGGGACAGUCAUUUUGCUCAUGAAAACAAGUGUGGUGAAUAAAAGUUGUACAGGGAGACUAAUGGCUGAAUACAGUAAGCAGAUUUAGGUUCAAACUGGUGUAGAUUGCAGUAGGCCUAGUUAUUCAAAGAUGAAAAGGAUUGCACAAGAUAGUGCAGAGAGCUGCAUCAAGCCAGUCUUUGCACUGACAACAACAAAACAACAGCCUUACUGUGUGGCAUACACUACACUUGAAUUAUUCUGGAUAAUCCAGAUUACGUAAAACAAGAUAUCUGCACACUAGUUUUAAGACUAGAUCCUCGUACAUAGCAAACCAGUUUUAUUUGUGCAGCACUACAAUUAAUUGUCUUUAACGUUAUCUGACGUAUGUUUGCUUUGUCAGUUGCAAAUUUAUUUAUUUGUGAACAUGAAAUAGCAUUCAAAACAAAUUACAUAAAGGAUUACGACUCGCAAUUUAUUUUAACGUGGGCGUAAGGUAGAGCCAGUAACCCAAUGCAUUCGCCUUUGAAUAAAUUAGUAAAAAAAUUACAUGCGAUGAGAUAAAUUAUCAACUAUUAGUGGAAAUAAUUAGCAUUUCCUAGUUAAUCAUGACAAUUACAAUAGUUUAGUUUAAACGUGAUUUCAUUAGUACUCCUUCAAGUCGACUGUGGCGCAAAUCCCAAUGACAAUUAUUUUAUUUCUAAAACUCUAACGUUGGCUCAUGGCUUACGUCUAUUGUAUAAAGCGUAAGGCUAUGUCAAACUAAGGUAUUUCUGCCAUAAGAACUAAAAAUUUUUAUACACUUUAAAAAUAGGCGCACGAAAUCAUCCAGUGUUACUCAAAAUAAACAUCAUACAUCAUUCUUACGGUUUUAUUUGCCCACACGUGUAGUUUACGGGAAGUUCUGAAUAUUUAUGUUAUUGUGCGUAGAUUAUUUUAUUUAUGGUGAUAAGCUUGUACAAUACAUUUCCAUCUCUUCUUUCCGUUCAUUAUCCAAACAUAAACACAUACAAUACGAAGGCGCUGCAGAACGCAGCAGUGUCAGUGUUUUGUCCUGUCAAUCGAUUAGUUUCCCGCAGCGAAGCUCUCGAACGUCCUCAACUCCUCAUAAAAAUGGCCGUCGUGGGGUCUGGUGCGGACCAACCUAACGUGAUUUGUGCUCUGUAAGGCAGCUGACAUGUAACAAAUUCAGCUUUAGUAUCAAAAAUUGGAGCCGUCGUCCGAAACGACGUGGCCAAAAUGGAGUUACACGACGAUAAUUCCGUUGUUAAGGAUCGCAUCUUGGAAGACAUCAGGAAGGCGAUCAAGUUGCUCCACCAGCAGGAGGUGCAGCAGCUGAAGCGGGACGCGGCGAGCCGCGCGCCGUGCCCUGCGAGUGCUGCGCUGGUGAGCCACCUGGACGCCGGUCUGCGGCACGGCCUGCGCGAGCAACGCCCCGGGUACUGGCCGUUCGUCGCGGACGUCUCGCACUCGGAAACCCGGCGCACUCUGGCCGGCAUCUCCUCGCCUUCAGCCAGGGGGAAGGCUUGGGUGCAGCUGGCCGUGUCGGAGGGAUCGCUGCGCAGCCACCUGCAGUGCGCGCUGUCGGACCGCGAGGCGCUGGCGCGCCACUACGGGGACCGCGCACUGCUGCGCGACCACGCGCGCUUGAAGCUGCUGCUGCAGCUGGUCGGGGUCGCGGACGCUGUCGCCGGGGGGCUGCUACGACAGGUGCGUCUCUACCCCCAAGGAGAAGAAGAAUUAGGUAUACUGCGGGCACUGGAACUGCGAAAACCGGCAGAAGAGGAAUCUGGGAAAAGUACUCCGGGAGCAGGUGCGACGGGCCCCGACCCUCUGAUGAUGGCGUCGGUCACGUCGUCACUGGCAUCGCCUGUAGACUCCGGGGUCGCCCUGCUGGAUAGCGACAGCGAAGCGACCACGGCCAACGGGGAGCCGGACGACGGGUCAAGUCUGCGGGAGGUGGAAGCCGCAUUCCACGACACGGAGGGCACCACACCCACGCCGUCUCUGGCCUGCCCGCCGCCCGCCGCCGUCGUGGAGAGCUGCGGCUCGCCCGCCGCGGAGACUCCUGUCGGCAGCGAGGGCUCGUGCGACGCGUUUGUGUACCCGAACUCGGACCCCGCGAACGUGCAGGACGCCGUGGAGAGACAGGUGCUGAACGAGAUCGCGCGACGCUUCAAGGAGAGCAACUCCCCCAGGAGGAAGGUGGACAGUAGCACAAAAGCUGGUACAAACCAACCUGCUGACACAAAUAAGAUGAGCGAGCCUAUCAUUACGAUGUGCAAUGAAAAGAAGUACGAAAUGGAGGAAAAGUCUGAUCUCGUGAACAAGGAAGCCAGUGUAAUGUGUGACAGCGAAGCCAAGAACAAUGAGAAGAACCGCAUCUACCACUCACCAGAUAACAAGCAGCUAGAAGCGGCAGUUGGCGACACGGACGGCAUCGUCUUCCGGAGGCACCGUCGCCGCCGCAAGGGCAACGGCGACCCGGCGACCCCGAAGCGCGUCUCCUUCCACGGGGACGUGGGUGUGGGCGGGGCGACUGCCACGCACGCGCAGGGGCAGCAGUUCUCGGCGAGCUUCAUGCCUGCCCACCCCGUCGUCAAGAAGGACGUCGUGCCCGGCAGGUACAGCUGGUGUGCCGAAGGUGACGCACCGUUUGUGGAGCGCCGAGACGGGGGAGCGGGAGGCACUCGCUCAGACGUGCUGCUGGCGUCUUCCACGUCUUCUGUGGCGACGACUGAUACGACCGGGACGGAAGGUGCAAAAGAUGCGGAGGUCAGGGCCUCGACUGACAGCCUCGAGGUGUCGGAGGAGCGUGGCAUCCCCGAGGGGCGGGAAGACCCUCCGAGGCCGGCGGGGACUGACCGUGGCGGCUACCGGCCCUCUGGUGGUGGUGUCUCCAGCUGCGGCGCCCUGACGGCAGGAGCCGACGACAGUGCAAUAGCGGCAGCAGCUGCCGCCGCCGGGUCUAGGGGAGGAUGCUUUGUACUCAGCGCCUCUCUUGCAAAAUUUGCCUCCAUGGCUUCUUCCAUAGACUACUGGUCAUCAGAUGAAGCGGAUGGUGACGAGUCUGCCCUCACGGACAAGCGCCAGUCGGUGCUCUCUGUCGCGUCGUCAGCUCCGAGUCUGAAAGCUCGCAUAAGCCAACGGCGACUGACAGCUCUCUCACAGAAGCCGUCAAAAGCUCCUCUCCUCCAAAGGUUCAUGCGCUCACUGGCGGGUUCUGCGCCACGCCGGCCACUCCCGCAGUGGCGCCGCGGCCUGCCCGUCGCCGCCCCCGCUUCCCCCUUCCCGCGACUCCCCUGUCCCGUCCCCACUCCCCCCGUCUGUGCGACUGACUCGCCGGAGAGGGCUGUCGCCCUCGCGGCCGCCGACGCGACGUUCGCCGCGGAAAUGCGCCAGCUUGCCGCGCAGAAGAUUUCCGCCGCAGCUGCGGAGGCGGACUGCGGGCCUCCCGGCGAUGUGGAGCUGGACCGUGAAAUUGCACAGAAAGCGUUCUCUGCGACUGUCUUCUGUCGGCCUACUGAGACACUGUACAAGGUGUACAAGGUGAGCAGCUCCUACUGGUCCCCGGACGGGGCAGGCCCCCGCCCGCUGCUGCUGCUGCUCACCGACUGGGGCGUCUACGUGUGCGGCCUCAGAGCCAACCUGACCUACUGUGCUGUGCUUGCUCUCGCCUACAGGGACUUGCACACUGUCAUUGCGGGCCCGCGUCUGCAGACGUUGAUCCUGGUUCCGGAUCCCGUGACACACCCAUUGCCGCCACUGGCCCUGGCGACGCCAGACGGCGACUGCGCACGCUCACUGCUCUGCCACCUGGACGUGGCGGCGCGCAGGGCGUCCGCCUCGCAGAAUGUCCCCGGCGGCCCGAGGGCGCGGCUGCUGCUCCCGGUGCGGGGCGGACCGACGGCUCCGGCAGUCGCGGAGGUGUCGGCGGACGACAUGGCGCGCCUCAAGGCUCAGCUGGACGUGAGUGUCGUGGAGGCUCCCCGGCGCGUCACGGGUCGUCCCCGGUCGGAGGGUAGUGUGCGGAAAGUCCCGGAGAAAGGGAUGGGCUCGGCAGAUGAGGAGGCGGGCGCAAAUGUGCCGCAUCCGGAUGGGGUGGCCGCAUUCCGCGAGUACUGCCGCCGCUGCGUCGUGCUCCUUGCCAUGUUCAGGCUCAGAGAAACAGCUCACAGAUUCAUCGUCGUCAUCACCAUCAUCGUUACUCACAAAAAUAACUUUAAGGGCCACACGGCAGCAUUUCCCUUGCUCGUACAGCUGUCAGAGUCAGUGUGUGUGCCGCAGGUGGAGGAGAUGGUGCACUACGCGCUGGUGCGUGUCCAGGACGAGCAGCUGAGCCCGCCGUCGACCCCACUGGGGCCUCAGCGACAGGGAUACCUGAUGGCGCGCGCCUCCGAGGACGAGCCGUGGCGCCCUGCCUUCUUCAUACUCAAGGCGGGCGUGCUGUACCAGUUUGCGGACCAGGCACAGCGCCUGCCUCUGAGCGCCCUCCUGCUGGGGGGCGGGCACUGCCUGGGGGCGCACCGCAUCGCCGUCGCCCACGCGCGCCCCCACUCCUUCGAGCUGUGCACCGCGGCCGACGGGGACUGCUCCGGUGCGGUGGUGGAGGGCCGCGACAGGCGCGUGCUGCAGAUGGCGGCCGCCGACGAGUACGAGGCCUCGGAGUGGCUGCAGGCGCUGGUCCAGGCUGCGUCCGGGCUGUACGAGGUGGAGCGGGCGGAGACGGUGCCGUGCUCGGUGGUACUGACGCCGACGUCGGUGCUGACGUGCCGCGAGCACUGGUGGCCGCGCUGGGUGGGCGUCGGCAGCCCCGGGGGCGGCGCGGAGGGGCGGCACGGGCGGGCGGAGACCCUCGCCCGGGCGCCGCUCGCCGACAUCACGUCCGUCACGGUCGCCACCGACAGCGACAGCUGGUGCAUCCUGGAGUUCUCGUGCCGCGAGGUGCACGCCACGAGCGGAGACUGGGUGCUGUACUUCGCGUCGCCGCGCGAGAUGAUCGCCUUCAGGGAGGCCCUGCGCACGCUCUGGCCUUCCGUGUCGAAGUUUUGA
Schistocerca cancellata (South American locust) is the source of this 6006-nucleotide messenger RNA. RefSeq lists its product as uncharacterized. Gene Ontology annotation, molecular function: kinesin binding. The coding region runs from base 2194 to 6006 and encodes 1270 amino acids. Lineage: Eukaryota; Metazoa; Arthropoda; Insecta; Orthoptera; Acrididae. The record is from RefSeq and is a predicted model, not a curated record. Gene Ontology annotation, biological process: positive regulation of membrane tubulation; Golgi organization; regulation of protein localization. The transcript has 20 exons. Gene Ontology annotation, cellular component: endosome membrane.